Messenger RNA from Ictalurus furcatus (blue catfish), 3046 nucleotides. RefSeq names its product tripartite motif containing 63b (gene trim63b). The transcript has a single exon. NCBI's taxonomy places the organism in Eukaryota, Metazoa, Chordata, Actinopteri, Siluriformes, Ictaluridae. Bases 910 to 1941 code for a protein of 343 amino acids. Gene Ontology annotation, molecular function: zinc ion binding. The record is from RefSeq and is a predicted model, not a curated record.
CUGAAACUUCUUUCUGAGCUAAGUGAAGGAAUCACUUACACACACUAUUCACUUGAUCCCCAUGUGCCUGCACUUGAUUCACCCUAGCCAAGGCAAGAAGUUAAAAAUAGUCCUUUGCUCAUGUAGCAGUGUGUUCCCUAUGUAUAUCUAGACAUUAAAAUGUUUUUUUUUUUCAAGAACAAAUUUGAUAUUGGCCAGUUUGACAUAGUAUGAGGAUAUGCUAAUAUAACAAGUAUCUGUUUUGCAGUAUAUUUUAAAAUGAUAAUUUAUACUGUUCAGUGAAAUUUGAUAGGUGGUCAUAAUACAAUCUGUUUUUUCUUUAUAGUAAAGAUAUCUAGUCAAAACAUCUUCCAUUGCUGUACAGUCAACAAAAGAUGGUAUAUAACAAAAAUUAAUAGCUUUUGAUUUUCAUUACUUUUUAAAAAUGUAUUUAAAUUUUAAGUUGUGCCUUCUCUUUAAAAAAAAAAAGGCAAUGCUACAGUGCUACAAUUUUAAUUUUAACAAAGUAAACAGUUAAAAGUUCAUUUGUAAUGGUUAUUAUAUUAACCAUAUGACAGACUUGGGUCCAUGGCUCAACAGAUGGGCCUUGUUUAUCACUGCUCAAGUAUUUAAUCGUUCGGAAUUUGUCACUGGAAAGGCUGAAGCUUUGUGUCCUGGAGUCUUAGAGGCAUGUGACUUAUGGUGGCUGUUGGGAGGUUAGGGGUGUUGCUUUUCCAAAAAGAGACUUAAAAACAAGCUGUGUGCCCUGAUUGGUUGGUGGGAUUGAGUGUCACGAGCAACAAGAGCAUGGUAUAAAACCUUUGGCUGCUGUGUUUCUGCAGAACUGACAGCUGAUGGGACAUGCCUGUGCUGUGUUGCCAUAAUUACUACAGACAUUGCAGCCAGCAUUAGACACCAGCGGUAGCUAAAAUGGACAUCCAGAGGACUGGCUCCCUGAUGGGGUCACCUAAUUCCAUGGAAAGUCUGGAAAAACAACUUAGUUGCCCAAUCUGUCUUGAUAUGUUCACCAAGCCUGUAGUGAUCCUUCCCUGUCAACAUAACCUGUGCCGUGGAUGUGCUAGUGACCUUUACGACUCUCGAAACCCUUACAGAUUUUCAGGUGGGGUGUUCAGGUGUCCAACAUGUCGUUUUGAAGUGGUUCUUGAUCGUCACGGUGUACAUGGACUUCAAAGGAAUCUUCUAGUAGAGAACAUUAUUGACCUUUACAAACAGCAGCAAGAAGGUGGUGGAACGACAGCAGCACCUGUAAAACUUAAAGUCUCCACUGAACCACUGUGUGAGGAGCAUCAGGAUGAAAAGAUUAACAUCUACUGUAUGACCCACCAGAUUCCCACUUGCUCAAUGUGUAAAGUGUUUGGACAGCACAAGGAUUGUGAAGUUUCCCCCCUUGCUAGCGUUUACCAGGCCCAAAAGGGAGAGAUGAGCAAUGCCAUUGAUGCUCUGGUUGCAGGCAAUGGGCGACUGCAGGCCCUUCUAAACCAGAUGGAAGAAGCUUGCAAAGCUGUUCAGGACAAUGCCCAGCAUGCUAAGCAAAGGCUAGGGGAGCGAUUUGAUGUUCUAUAUGUAGCUCUAGAGGAAAGAAAGAAUGCCCUCUUGGAGCGUAUUAGCAAAGAGCAGGAUGAGAAGGUGGCAGCCUUACGAAAGCUAGCUAGACGUUAUGGAGACCGCCUCCAAGCAGGCACAGAACUCACUGAUACAGCAGUUCAGGCCCUUGAACAAAGCAGUGCUGCAGAGUUCCUGCAGACCUCAAAGGGUCUCAUUGCACAGACAAAGGAUGCAGCCAAGAGUUCCCUGGCUGAGGAAAGACCUGAACCUGGUUUUGAGAGGAUGGACCAUUUUACUCUUUUCACAGACCAAAUUGAGACAUUGUUGUCCAAGAUUGACUUUGGAGCAGAUGAUGAUGAAGAAUAUGAAGAUGCAGAGGAAGAAGAAGAGGAGUGAACUGGACACAUGGUGGUUAGAGUGUUAGAGUCUGUGAAGGAGAAGUGAAGGACAAUGUCAAAAAUGUUGCUAAAUAAUGUAUGUUAACAGGUAUUAGAUGGUUUUACAGGGUGUGCUGCUAAGCUGUUUGAACACUGAAAACUACAAAGCAACAUUGUUAGAGAUGUAGUGCCAUUUUAUACUUUUUUUAUAAUGAUAGUUUAUAUAUUAGUUUCUAUGUGAAUAAUAUGCUGAGAGUACACUGUAUUCUGAAAUGAGUGGAAAACAUGAUCAUACUGUUAAUUUACUUGGAUAUGAAGCCAAUACAGAACAAUGUAAAAUAAGUAAAAUUUAAAAUAAGACUGUGUAAGAUUGUAUAAGUCAGUUUUUGUGAUUACUGUGGUUAUUCUGCUGCAUUAUAAUGAAAUAUUUAAUAAAGCAUUAAAUUACAUAUACUUCUUAAACAUAAAUUUGAUAUCUAGAUUAAAUUUUAUCAUUGUUCUUUUUUAUGUCUUCAAAAUCAGUUGUGUGUUUGAGCUUUCUUUGCUUAUGAAAGACUGCAUGGCCUAUUUUUAGGAGGCUUUGGAAUAGUAUGUCAGUGUAGGACAGAUGACCAAGCUCCUAUUUCUGCCCUCUGAUUCUUCAGCAACUCAUACUGCAAGUUAAAGAGGAAUAUUAAGCAACCAGAUUCUUUGAGUCAUGUUUUGCUAACACUGUGUGACUUGAGCUGAAAUAAUCCCCAGGCAACAUGUUUUAUAAAAUGACCACUGAGCUGAUCUGAGAGACAAAGCAAAACUCAGUCUUUUAUCUUGUUGUAUAAAUCCAAAUAGCUGCAACAAGCAAAGCAGUCUUAGCAUAUGUGUUACAUAUAGGCUAUACAUAUGCAUAUUAUGUUCCAUUUUUUAAAAAAUCUCCUUCUUUUGUUUAUGAAUCCAUUUUGUGAAAAGAAGCAACCACUUUGUUUGUGAUGUUAAUAAGGCUGGGAUGGGGUCUUGGAGGGAGACAGAGAGAAAAGUACUGAGUAGAGUGAGUUACCAAACAUAAACCAACAAGGAGACAGAGGAACAUGGUAAAGUACCUGGUAAAGCUCCUCCCUCUGUCAUAGUUGCUUCAUUGAGAAAUUGAA